Messenger RNA from Scylla paramamosain (green mud crab), 7344 nucleotides. RefSeq lists its product as uncharacterized. The coding region runs from base 584 to 4930 and encodes 1448 amino acids. The record is from RefSeq and is a predicted model, not a curated record. The transcript is spliced from 3 exons. NCBI's taxonomy places the organism in Eukaryota, Metazoa, Arthropoda, Malacostraca, Decapoda, Portunidae.
CCAGGGAGUCGCGUCACACACUCCCUCGCCGUCGCUCCUUCGCCUCGUGUUCCUCCUUGAGACAGGAGCGCUGAGCCGGGUAACAAGAGGGCGCGCUGAACAACACCUCCAAUGACCUGUGUUGGGAAAAUAAAGUUGCCGCCUCCACGGGUAUCCAGCGCCAUUAGACUUUCUCCUCGUGGCUUUCACUGAAAUGAAAGCAGAGUCACAGAGGUCACCGAUUAAUACUUAUUUUGGCAUUUUAACAAAGUGAUUAAAGGCCCUGGGGAGGGGCGGCUCGUUUCAUAUGUAGGGAGGGCACGGCGUCCUCCCUUAACGUGAAAACUUCCCCUACCUCCCCUCCCUCUGGCCAUUUGUGUGCAAAGGACUUAAUUACAGCAAAGGAAAAGUGCGUGCGUGACGUGAUAAAUUUAGGUGUUGUGAUGUGCAGGGAAAUGUGUCCUCCAGCCCUCCCUGGGUGAAGACUUGCAGCGUGUCGGGAUGGUGAGAGACUGGAAGUGAAGAUUGACAUGGAUGAUGAAUUUACAGUUAAUCUUCCGAAUUUUUUGACUGGUGUUGAGAUGAUGGUAGGUUUUGCGGUCACAUGGUGCUCGUGAGGCAGCGACGUGUUGAUGUUGACUCAGGAGUGACUCGUGACCCCAUCAUGACUGGCGCUGGAGAAGACACCGUCAGCACCAGCCUUAGCACUCCUAAGCCCCACCAACAACAGCACCACCACCACCACCUCUCUCUCAAGUCCCUCAGGGCCUCUACUGCAUACAUCCCGGCAAAGAACGACUUCAGUUAUGUCCCCCGCACUGCUGGAGACACGCCCCCAAAACAGGGUGGCAGUAAAGGGAGCCGCCGUCAAGAGCAAGCCCCCUUGGAACGCUCUGGGAGGCAAAGAGGAAAGGAAGCUUCGAAGGCGUUACGACGAAAACAUAGCAACGUGGUCAGGUCCUACUCCUGUGAGUGUGUACGAGGAAGGGGGGAGGAGGAGGAAGAUGAGGAGGAGGAGGAGGAGAAGGUGGCGGGUCCUCAAGGCGAUGCUGGCGGCGCGGGGCUCAGUAUUCCCGCCGCCCCUGGAGCGGACGGACGUGUGUGUUCAAAGGGUAGCAGUGCACCGCGCUCCAACUCGCUUCCACAACAGUGCACCCACACCACACCCCAGCACUGCCACGGCGGGAACCACAGCUGCGGGAGUCCCGUGCACACGGGCCUGCAUGUCAACCUGAGGGAGUGUGGAUUAUUCUGCGACGAGAAACAGAAAGUGCAACGUGUGGUAAAAGUGGGUGGAGGAGAGAUACAAGUAGAGGUGAUAAGUAGUGAACUUGUGGUGAAGAGAGAGCCGCGGGAGAAUAGUGGUGACGGGAGUGUGGUGAGUGGUGCUGAUACUACUGACGAGAAACCCACCAAGAAAAAGAGGAAGUUUAUCAUUAUCCUCAAAGGCUUGCUAAGUAAAUCAAAGCGCAGUGAGAAAAAGAAGUGUGUCGAAGGUGAGAGUGGGAGGGCGAGUGUCGGCGCCGGGAAGAGUGAAGCGGUAACUCACACCAACGGUAAGAAUAAUAACAAACGUGACGUUAAGUGUGGCGGCGGUGACGGGAGGGGCGAGGCCAACAGCGGUGCUGAGCGGGAGGCGAGGCGGUGGGGUGGAGGCCAGGCGGGACGCGGAGAGACACGCCUCGACGCUGCCCGCAAGCAGCAGACUCCUCUAAGCUGUAGCAGGAAGACCGCUGCCUGUAGCAACGAGGGGGACUGUGAUUACCCUAGGACAGGAAAUCUUGACGGAAGACCCCCGAGGUCUUCGUCAAGUAGUGCUAACAGUACUUCCAGGUGCGAGGCCAAUGAUAAUACAAGGAGCGGGGGGAGCACAGAGGGAGGCUGGGAGAACAGCGCGGCCUGCCUGGGGACACGGGAGCAGCUGACUCUACUCUACCACGCAGCCCUUACCCGCUACUCCCACGUAGAAAACGGGUGGCGGGAAGACACACGUGAGAGAAGGCCGUCCAGCACCGGCCGAGAGCAGGACUGUGCAACUAAAGAAGGGUCGAGGGACGCCUUCAGUGAUGAGUCCCGAAAAGAAUGUCCAGAGUCUUCUCCAGAUGCGCAGGUAACAUCAUCCUGUGAGCGGGAGGAACUCCAUCAUCCACAACACUCCACUACCUUCACCUGUGAAGGUCAGAGUCUUAUCAACCCCUCCAUCUUCUCUAGUGACGCUUCUGAGCCUUCCCUAGAGACUCACUCCCCUGCGGACCAAGAAGGCAUUUCUCAUUCUCCCAGCGAAGCCUCAGAGUCAUUUACUGCAGGCGAACAAAGCGAGGAGUGUUCAGCAAUCACAAGUGACCCUCCAGGUGAUAGUGUUUGCCAUCAGAGUGAAAACUGCCACCAAAACGUAAAACUUGAGUAUAGUGUUUCGCCCGAGGCAUCGCCUAGCCAGGAGGACGACACACCUGGUCGUGAGGCAAUCAGCCCUCAGGGGCCAGACACAAGCCCCGUACAUCCGCUGCUUAGCUCGGCUGGGGCGGCCUCAGACACCGCGUGUAAAGCAGUCAGCAAACGUGACUGUGCCGCCUCCGCACUCACCACCCCCCAUUAUGAUGCUGCUGACGGUGUGUUGAAUGAUGAUGAUGAACUCAAUAGUGAUGACAGUGAGGAGGAAUGUUCUGGAUCAAGUGUGAGGCUCAGUUGCCUUCCCGCUGUCCCCCCUUACGAGGAAAGGAGUGAGCCUGCGGAAGGCGGUCAGAGUGACUCAGAAAGUGAUGCAGACAACAGUGAGUCAGACAGUGACAGCAGUGUUGACUACGACAUUCCUCCGGUCGAUGACAGGAUUUACGACCCGCAGUUUGAUCCUUACUUCUACCAAGGCAGCAUAUCUCUGGAUGACGUACCGGACGACCAACCCAUAGACUACCCGUGUCCUUACGACAUCAAUGGUGACUAUCUGGGAGCCAGACAAUUCACUCCGCACUUCUCUUAUUUGGACCAUUGGAGCGGUUCCGUCGUCACCGCCCCGGGGGAUUUGUACCGCAGCCAGAGCCAGCCCGAAGCUGUCACCCAGGACCAACCACUCGACGGUGACGCCCCGCUACACGUCUUCCUCAGUCAGCCCAUCCCCACCCAGGCCCUUCCCGGUUUCUCCCUCGAGAACAGUCUCUUACGACCCAGGAAACAGGGCCAGUUUAGCUCUUUGUGCAGCUUUGGCGGGUCGCAGCUGUACACCAUCACCGAGGAGGUUGAGUACGACGAUACCUAUGACGAUUUCUACUCUAGAAGGAACUACUCUGAGUCUAAUUUGUACUUUAAGGGCGCCGAGGAUCUGCUCCCCGAUCCUCAUUUCAUAAGGGCAGACCUUUACUACGGGGACACAGACUCUGACGCUACUGUUCACAGUGAAUCAUCAGACGAGCGAGAUUCAACGGAAACACUUGAUCAAGACACACAGUCUUGGGAAAUACUUGAGCCAGACCAAUCAUUGCACACUUCUCAGCUUAAUCUGGCAGAUUCCAUCGUUCUUGAAGCAGUGGCCGAGAGGGAUUCUUCAGAAGAGUUAGUCGCCGUCGAGAGGGAAAAGCUGGACGGGGACAGCGGGACGCGCGAGAAUUCACCGCAGCCCGGGAGUGAGUGUCCCGGCACCGAGUAUCCCGAUGAGUUCUUCUUGUUUUGCUCCGAGGCGGAGGUCACCGGGGUGGACGUGAUGGAGAGUGUGGACGUGCUGCCUUACAACAAUAGUAAAGGAGAUUUUACAUACUUCAAAGUGGAAAAUAAAACUACAGAUAGAAACAGUCCUGUCGACCACGACUUCCUUCUGGAGAGUUACAGCUGCAGGACAACAAUGAGUAGCAGGGACUCCACAUCCACUACUGGCCUGGACCUCCACAAUGCCUGGCAGGUUGGGCUUAACGGCACCCCCGACCCCAGGAAGGGACCGUCCUCACACGUGUACCAAAACAUCCCUCUUAACCGCCGCAUUUCAAAGUCUAAUCCAGAUUUGGCUCUAGGUGAUGACGAGGUUGAUCAAGGCCGAGUCAUGACCCGGCCCAUCUACCAGAACGUGCCAGUACCGGCCAAGAGGCACCACACGCCGGGUAGGGAUUCUGGCAGGGGACUGGACAAUCUGCGCUCCCGUGACAGCAACAGUAACUACUAUGAUGACUGGACGAGAGGCUCGGGGCCGCAGGUCACGUCUCCGUACAUGAAUGUGCCCCACAACGGACACGGGAGUGACAACUCGCUACACAACCUGAAUUCCUUCAGGUCCUCGAGUUCACUGUCGAGCUCCCUGAGUGACGGUCUGGACCGUGUGGUGUCCAAUGGUCACAGUGAGGAGCAGCGCUCCAGCUCCGGUUCCCUCUAUGAUGACCAAAGAACCAGCCCAGAUUUGAGAUAUGUCGGCCGCUCCCUCGUCCCGCCCUCACGCGCCUUCAGGGGCGGCUCAGUGGCCGAGUCGUCGUCGUCUGGCAGCUUCACCGCCUACGCCUCUAACACCAGCCUCGACCACGACACCUUUUCCAAGACCUCCAAGAUUUAUAAAUGGAAUGGUUCUUCCUCCGUGUCAGACCUGACCUCCCUUAGCCGUGACUUGAGUUCCACCUCGUCUGACCUCAGCAGAGGUUCGGCCUCGGCCUGUGACCUGACCCAGGUGGGAGGAGAGGAGGACUGGGGGAAUGAAGCACCUCUCGGUGAAACCAGCUACGCCGCCUGGUGUGCAAGGGUCCAGAACGACGACGGUGACGACCAGGACUUCGUAACGACACUGGGCCACCGAGACACCUCGCCCUUCGUCUUCACGCCCCAUCAAAGCUGGACCUUCAGGGCGGGGCCUCCGUUCGUCUUGCAUCACUCCCCAUCACUCUCAUCACCCGCGGCUUCAUAUGAGGCAGCCAAACAACAACCCAGACAGUCAACAGAAGCAGUGCAUGUAUUGCGUAAAAUAUACACGAGUGUUUGCUAAGACUUUUAUGUAAGUUUGUGUGUUUUAUUACUACACUUUUUUCCUCCAAUUCUGAUAUUAAAAGCGGGUAAAAAGAAAGUGUGUAACUCUCCCAUUAGAUUCCAAAUUGUAAAUGGUUUGAAGUGUAUAGCAACAUGCGCAGCUUAUGUCGAGUUAAUGCUAUUAUGUUUUUACUUUCAUGUGAGAAAGGAAAUAAAAUAUAUACUGCAACUACAAAUACAGAUACUGCCUUAUAGAAAUUUUACCUCACUCAGGCUUACUAGUAAAAACGAACAACAACAACAAAAAAAAAGUAAAUAAACUGGUGACGUUAUGACACUUAUUUUUUCUCAUAUUUAUCGGUAACACAGACAAAAAUGAAGAGAGAAACCAUAACAUCAUAACAUUUUCACCUCAAGUCUACAUACCACAAAAAUUCACGGAAAAUUCAGAGCAAGACUGGAACAACACCAUAAAUCUUUACUUAUGUACACCCCAUGUCACUCUUCCGUCCCACACACACUCGAAAGCCGCAUCUAGCUCCCUUCAUAACAAUCCACGCAUACGUCACUCCUCAGUGCUCGCUCUUCGCAUUACCUCCCUCCGAUUAGCUAAGGUUUAUGUGAUCUUGCGAGAAGCACCAGUGGACGCACAAUGGAAGGAGGAGGAGGAGACAGGGUGGGGGGUAGGAGAGAACAGAACGGCCCCCCGCUGUCCAGACCUGCAGAGAGUGACACAUGACCCCCUUGCGCGACCUCACCUGACCCGCAGUUGCAUCAGGUAAGGAGGGAGGGAGGAGGAGGAGGGAAUUGAAAGGAGAAUGAAAAGGAGGGUACGGACCAAGAGGAGGGAAGUGUAAGAAGGAAGAGGUAGAAAGUGAAAGAGGGAAAAGAGGAGUAAGGAAUGCCACGAUGAGGGAAGUGAAAGAAGGAAAAAGAGAGGAAAAAUAAAAAGGGAGGGAAGGAGGUGCAGGAGGGAGGGUUCAAUGCAGAGGUGUGUGGUGAGGUGAGGUGAGGUGAGCUAAGGAGGGGGAGAGGGGUUGACUCAAGCCUCUCGUAUCCUCGUCCUCCCUCCCUCGCCCCUACACCUUCCCGCCCCACGGACAGCCAGGUGAGAGUUACAGCCACACUCCAGCAGCCACACCCUCCGCGCCGCCCGGACCCGCGUCGUGUUACUGUUGUUGUCACUGCUGUUGUUUCUCUCGGUUUUUUCGCUUGUACAACCACCACCGCUCGUUUCUCCCAUUCACUCCCCUUCCCCCCUUCGCCUCCUGUCGUCUCCUCUCCUCUUCUCUCCUCGUCUCUUCUCUUCCUUCCAAGCCAUAACAUCAACAGUCUCACCGUCUGCAUUUUUUGUCUCUCUUCCUCUCUUUUUUACCACUAUUGCUUCAAAAUUUCCAGGUUUCUUGAGGCUUUCCAUUGCCAGCCUCACGCACCACAGCAUGCACGAAAAAUACAAUAGUGAUAAUAACACGUGCGUCAUGAUUAUUUUGCUGUCCUUAUUUGGCACGGACAUAAUAAAAAAAAGUUCCUGUACUUGUACGUAUCGUGUUACAGUUCUAGUCCAGGUGUGUGUGUGUGUGUGUGUGUGUGUGUGUGUGUGUGUGUGUGUGUGUGUGUGUGUGUGUGUGUGUGUGUGUGUGUGUGUGUGUACAACGUAGACGCAAUAUAGCUACACAUACACACACAAAAAAAAAUACUGACUAGCAGAACACACACACACACACACACACACACACACACACACGAACCAUCCCUAGAUACACUAUCAGCACGGCGGGGAAGAUUAUUUUGGAACGAGAGGAAUCCACCUAGCUCACCUGCCUCACCUGCCUCACCUGCCUCAUCUCCUCCUUCCUUCUCCCAAACCUGCUGCCUCGCCGCGCCCCGCUGUCCCUUCCCUUCCUGGCCUGCCAUAUAUGCCUCACACUUCCCGGCCUCGCCCCGAGUCGCCUCACACCUCCUGCAUCUAGAUGGAGCAGGCAGGAAUUUGAAGGUCUAGUGGUGGUGGUGCUCGUGUUGGUGGUGGUUGUGGUAGUGAUGGUGGUAGUAGUGGUAGUAGUAGUGGUGGUAGGGACAUCUAACAUUCAUGAGGUGUCUGGUGGGCAACCACAAUUACUACAAGGCCGGUCGGUCGCUUCCCCUCCCCCAGGUUGUACGGGUGAAGUGAGGUGAGGUUAGGGAGGCAGGCAGGGUGAGGGGAGAAGGGGAGAAAGAUGCGCAGGCACGGAAGUGUGUGUGUGGGAGUAGAGGAAUUAACAAAUGACUCGAUGAAUAUGAUUGAGAAACAGAUGCACGCACGCGCGCACUCACACACACACAAAUACACAUUCAAACACACACACACACACACACACACACACACACACACACACACACACACACACACACACACACACACACACACACACACACACACACACACACACACACACA